Paralichthys olivaceus (Japanese flounder) is the source of this 405-nucleotide messenger RNA. Lineage: Eukaryota; Metazoa; Chordata; Actinopteri; Pleuronectiformes; Paralichthyidae. The record is from RefSeq and is a predicted model, not a curated record.
GAGCACCUGAGGAUGCAGCUGGACGAGCUGCAGACGGAGCACCAGAGGCGACAGCACCGUCUGCAGGAGGUGCACUGCUGCGCCAUGCAGGACCAGGAGCGCACCAGGCAACGUGACCUAAAGGACUUGGAGGAGCGUCUCCGCCAUCAUCACCAUGCAGAGCUGCAGUCGCUCAGAGAGGCUCAUCGCCAGAGCAUCGAGACGCUCAAGCAGCAAUCUGAGCAAGAGCUGCAAACGCUCCGCUUCGAACUGGAGGACGAGGGCAAAGCCAUGCUCGCCUCUCUGCGCUCGGAGCUGAACCACAUCCACGCGUCGGCCAUCGAACACCUGAGACAAACCCACCAACAGGAGUCCGCCGCUGCCAAAGCGGAGCUGGAGAAGACGCUGGACAACAACCGGACACAG